This is a messenger RNA of Ambispora leptoticha, 1122 nucleotides long. Lineage: Eukaryota; Fungi; Glomeromycota; Glomeromycetes; Archaeosporales; Ambisporaceae. The record is from the annotation of a GenBank genome assembly.
AUGACUGAGAACCAUAUCGGUGUACUGGAGGCUGAACAAAAGUUGGUAAUCAAACAGGAAUUUACGCAGCAGAUAAAAAUGUAUGCAAAAUCUGCUACUAGAAGUACAAUGCAGAUUUUGAAUCAGAACUCACGCCCAAGUACCCCUUUGCAAACAACAAACACAUCUCAUGAAGCACAUACCAGCCCCGGAUCUAUGGAUAGCUUAUCAAUACUCUCCACUUCGACACGUAGCAAGCGGAAGAUGGCAAAUUUGCCCAAAUAUGAUCAGAAUAUAAAGAUCCGUUUGCUCGAAUGCCAAUCGUCUGAGAGUGAUUACGAGGAAAAUGACUACUUAGCAGACAGCGCAGAUGAUGAAGAGGAUUACAUUGCUCAGGAUGCCGAUUUUUUCUUAGACCCCUUCGCAGAUAACAAUGAAGAAGGCGGAUGGAUGUUAGAUGGCGGGAGUAGUGUAAGGAAUAUGCUAAAUUCCAAAACAUAUGAGGCUCUAGAAUUAAUGAAGAAGUCCAAAAAAAGAGAUUCGUGCGUUCUCAGUGUCAUCCGGCUCGGACUUUCGUCAAUCAUUGACUUAUCCUCUGAAUUUCCGGGGGGCAUGCAUGAAUGGUUCGGUAAGGAUUGGCCAACACUCAAGGCAAAGGCAUUGGAGCAUUUGAAUGUGACGACGAAGCAAUUUGACGAUCCUGUGAAGAUUGAUAUUAAAAAAAUCAUGGAGAAUUGCACGUCUUAUUAUUAUUCGGAGGCUAAAAAAUUUAUUCUAGAGAAGUUGAUGGACGAGUCAACAGGAAUCUUACAUCAACAAAUAAUGAAGUGUUAUUAUUUUGUCCUGGACAUGUUCCUCUCUGAUCCACACGUUUUUGUCGAUAAAGAGGGCAAGAAAAAGAAUCUAUCCGAGAUGGACUAUGUAAUCAAAUUCAUCGGCCCAAUAUUAAAUAUUAUUUUCUCCGAUGUGCAACACCUUUCACUAAAAUGGGGAGAGACAGUUGCCAAGACGGUUCACAGAAAAAUUGAUCUGAGAAUUGUAUGUCGAGAGAAUGAUACGGAAUUGAGCCACUCGGAAUGUGCUCGAGCAGUCACACGCGUCAAAAUCACCCAAGGACCGCAGCAAAUGUUUGCGAACGAAUAA